AUGAGCCUAGCAGCAAGGAAGGUUUCUAAACAAGGGACCAACAUGCCAAAAGCAAUGUUUAAGGAAAAUCCGGCCGAACUGCCGAAUGAACUGGAAUUUUCUUGCCCAGUCCAUUCAUGGAGCACCGGAGAGGAUGUGACUGGAGAUAUUCUGAAACACAGGGGCCUGACAGAUGGCUGGAGAGGCUGGACGGUGUCCUUGAAGAACGGCAGCCAGUGGGCGGAGCUGGCGGGCCACGAUUACGUGCUGGAUCUGAUCUCGGACAUGGAGCUCAUCUGGGACUUCCCCAAGCAGAAGUCGUACUUCAUCGUCACGUCGGAGGGAGCCGAGAAGGGCAGGAGCAGCUCCAGAAUGGUGUUCGGAAAUAACUGGGACUCAGAUGAGGAGACACCAGCCCUUCCCCGGCAUAGAGGGCGCUCCAUUGGACCACAAAACUUCCCGACUCAGAGAGUUAUUUCCGUCACGGUGAGCCCCUUCGCCAUUCAUCCACAAUGCCGCCAGCUUCAGGGAGCAGCUGCCCCCCAGAAGGGCCUGGAUCGCUACCUGGACAGCCUCUUUGACCCGGUGCUGGCUUAUGGAAACACGGAUCUGGAAAAGCCAGCUGCCAUCUCCUAUAGGAUGAAAGGGGGAGGCCAGCCCAAAAGUGAGGAGGAGCCAGCUGGGCCCCCUAGAACGCCCCCAAGACUCAGGUCAGUAUUACCUUCUAAUCUUUCCCCCUCUCCGCCCUUUGGUGGCCAGUACCAGACCUUCUGGGUCUUCCUGGAUGCUGAGAGCAGACUACACUGGGGUGGAGUCCCAGGUCUGGACUCCUCCACGUUGGCGCUACAGCAAGCCUUCAUCCAAAAGCAGGCCGUGCUUCUGGCAAGAGAGAUGACUUUACAGGCCAUGGCCCUUCAGCAACAGCAGCAGCCGCCACCGCCAGAUCCAGGCCCCUCUGUGGCGCUUCCUCAGCCCCCCUGGGAGCCUCCCCCCAGCCUCUGCCCCCCCAAAGGCCUCUGGGGCCGCUAUCAGGGCUCAGAGAUGUUCCUGGGGAAGGGAAUGCUCCAUUGCUCCUUUUCCCAGAAGCCCCAUGGGGCAGACGGUCCUCUAAAGGCCAAGAACAGAAGUCCCCCAGCCAAGCCAGUGCUGAUUUAUGCAGCCCCAGCGCUGGGAGAUCCUGGAGGAGUCGGCUUCCAGCCCAAGGCCUUAGUGUCUGGCUCUCCUUCAAAGCCUAGGGGCUCCGUCCCCCCUGUUAAACCAGUGGCCACCCCUGUCCGGGUACAGGAGCAGCAUUCUUCUUUAAGACCCUUCUCCCCCUCCCCGGAGCUGGUUCGCCACUCCAUCCUCAACUCGGAGCACUUCCCGCAGCCCACUCAACAGAUCAAGGCCAUCAUCCGUCAGUGCCAGCAGCCGCCUCGAGCACCAGACGGUCCUCAGGAAGGAGAGUGGGAAGGUGUUUGUGAAGAAGUCCGAUCCUCACGAGGAGGCCCUCCUGAUCCUGAAGGAGCAGAUGAUCCACGCGGCCCCCCGUCGGCCUGGGAGCUCAAGGGCCCCAGACAGACGGUGGCCUUGGUGAAGCCUGUGACCAGCGCUAGGCCCCAAGGCCUCGCCCCAGCUGCCAAGCCUCUCACGUCAGCCUCCAGGCCCCCCCUGGGCACUCACCCAGCUGAACAGGACGUGGAAUCCAAAAUUCUUAAUCCUCUCCCCUUAAUCUCCCCCAAUCUCAGCCUUCACAUAGCUGUCUCAAGGGCAAUUAUUCCAGCAGAGGACCCCAUCCAAACACAGCUCCAUCGCCAGAGCAAUGAGACGUUCUAUGCCUACCAGGGAGUGCCCUGGAAGAUAUACCUCCGGAAAGAGGUGUUUUAUCCCAAGGACAGCUUCAAUCACCCAGUCCUCCUGGACCUCCUCUUCAGACAGAUCCUCCAUGACACUUUCUCGGAAGCCUGCAUCAGAAUCUCGAAGGAAGAAAGGAUGAAGAUGAAAGCCAUUUUUGUCCAGAACAAAUUGGAUUCGCUACAUCCCGUGGUGAACGAGAGUAUCAAGAGGGCUGUCAUCAGUGAAGCUCGAGAGGGCUGGGAAGUCUAUUUCUCCCGCCUCUUCCCAGCCACGGGCAGUGUGGGCACAGGCGUGCAGAUCCUGGCGGUGUCUCACAUAGGCAUCAAGCUCCUUCGUUUGGUUAAAGGCAGCUGGUCAUCGGGGGAACAGCUUCGAGUCUUACGAAGCUACAGCUACACAGACAUCCUCUUCGUGACCAUCCCCUCCGUGAACAUGCUGGAAUUCAACCUGGCCGGCGAGAAACUCAUCCUCUUCUCCGCCCGGGCGCCCCAGGUGAAGACUAUGGUGGAUGACUUCAUCCUGGAACUCAAAAAGGAUUCGGAUUACGUGGUUGCUGUGAGAAACUACUUACCGGAUGACCUGAAUCUCUUGAGCUUCCACAAGGGUGACAUCAUCCACUUGCAGUCUUCAGAGUGGCCUGAGAGGGGUUACAACUAUGGCUACGUCGUCAGGAAGAAGGUUGUCUAUCUGGAGGAGCUGAAGAGAGGCACCCCGGACUUUGGAUGGAAGUUUGGGGCCAUUCAUGGGAGGCCCGGCCGAUUUCCCAUGGACCUGGUACAGCCUGUAGCUGCCCCUGACUUCCUCCAGCUGCCCUCAGAGCUGGACAUGGGUGGACCUCGGGACCAAUCGGGCAGGGCAGCUGCUGUGGCUGUGGCGGUGGCUUCUUCUACGGUGGCCCAGGAGUUCGGCAGGAAGACAGAGGGAUCUCUGGCUAGGGACAUCUCUAGGGAGUAUGGGGAGGAAGCAUCCCGGCAGGAGGUCUGUGGGGCAUCUCUCCUCCCCAGUCAUCAGUACACAAUGCUGGAGUUUGCUCAAAAGUAUUUCCGGGAUCCACAAAGGCGAUCUAUGGAUUCUUUCAGGCAGAAAUCCAAAAAAGGAAGGGAAUCCAGAGAUGUGAGCAACAUGCUGAAAUUCUCCAAGACACCAAUCCAGGAAUCCCUCAUCGAGUUCAGCACCAGCAGCCUGAACAAAAUUGCCACAGAGAUGUUCCUAGCUGUGAUGAAGUUCAUGGGUGAUUUCCCGAUGAAGGCCCAGACCGAACUGGAUGUGCUGCGCUCCUUCUUACAGCUCUGCAGGGACCCCGAAGUGCUUCGAGACGAAGCCUACUGCCAGGUCAUCAAGCAGAUCACGGAGAACACCAGCACCAAGCCGGACAGCUGCCAAAGAGGCUGGAGGCUGCUUCACAUCCUGGCAGCUUACCACAAGUGCUCGGAUGUCCUGAGGCCGUACCUCUUCCGGUUCUUUCAGGAUGUGUGCAGGAGUCCAGGCUUACACUUCCAGGGGAUUGCAAAGGCCUGCGAGCAGAACCUUCAGAAAACCUUCCAGUUUGAUGGCCGAAGCGAGCUUCCCAGCAACAUGGAAUUGAGGGCCAUAUUGGCGGGACGGAGCUCCAAGAGGCAACUGUUUCUCCUUCCUGGAGGGCUUGAACGACACCUGAAGAUCAAGACCUGUACGGUGGCCCUCGAUGUCGUUUCAGACAUCUGUCUGGAGAUGGGCCUGACGAGGGCCGAGGCCUUCACUGAAUAUGUGAUCUUUGCCAUCACCAACCACGGCCAGAACGUCUGUCCCUUGAGUCGGCGGGACUACAUCCUAGACGUAGCCUCGGAGAUGGAGCAAGUGGACAGCGGCUACACCUUCUGGUACCGGCGCAUCCUCUGGGCCCAGCCACUCAAAUUUGAAAAUGAGCUUUACGUCACCAUGCACUACAGCCAGGUCCUGCCUGACUAUCUAAAGGGCCUCUUCAACAGCUUUCCCACGGAGCAACCCAGUGAACAGCAGCGACAGCAAGUGUCCAAGCUAGCUGCCCUCCAGCAUCGCGCCAAGGACGGGGUCUAUCUGCCCAGCGUCCGGGAGGCCCAAGAGUACAUCCCACCCCAGUUCUAUCGCUCGAUGAAGGGCCAGGCCUGGCUGAACCUGGUGAUCCAGCACAUGCAGCAGAUCCAGGCCCUGAGUCCUCACCAGGCCCGAGCCCAGUUCCUUGGACUGCUCAGCGCCUGUCCCAUGUUCGGCUCCUCCUUCUUCUUCAUCCAGAGCUGCAGCAACAACACGGUGCUGGCGCCCUGCAUCCUGGCCGUCAAUCAGAACGGCCUCCACUUUCUCCAGAAGGAGAGCCACGAGCUGACGGUGAAAUUUCCUCUGAAAGAAAUCCAGUCCACACGAACGCAGAGGCCCACGGCUGGCUCCAGCUACCCCUACGUGGAGAUCACGCUGGGGAACCUGACUGUGCAGCGCAUCAUGCAGCUGCAGCUCGAGCAGGGCCUGGAGCUGUGCCGAGUUGUGGCUGCACAUGUGGAGAGCCUAUUGUGCGCCCGAGAGAAGCGAUUCACGCUGCCUCCUAGUGAGAUCACCCUGCUCUGACUUGUUGCAGUAUCUGCUUCUUUCCUUGGCCAUUGUUGCUGCCCAGCCAACUUGACCCAGAACCUAUGGAAGACCCUGGACAGGUCAGGGAGUGACGCUGUGCACGCAGGAGGCCUCCAGUGCUGUACCCCAGGGACCUCUGUCCAGCCUUGUGCUGGGUACCAUUUUGUAGUGAUGUGGACAAAGGCCUUCAUAGGAGGCCCAUCAGAUCUUCAGAUGAAAGCAGAUUCAGGGAAGGAAUCAACAAAUAAAUGACAGUGGCAAGAUCCAAAGAGUUCUAGAAGACGUUGGACUGAAUCUAAGGGGAUAAAAUCCAGUGGAGAUAAAUGAAGAGUCCUCAGCGUCCUUAGCAGAGUGCACAAGAACCGUGUUAGACGGCGGUGUUCCAAAAAACGAUCGAGGAGACUAUGAGUCCAGCAGGAGGCAGUCGCCUGAGAUAACAGCCAAAAGAGCGAAUGUGUUCUAGAGCAACAUUAAGGGAAGGAUAGCUCCCAAGGGAAAAAGAGAGAGGUGAUCAUCUGCUGUGACCAGACCACGUCGUGUAAUGUUGUGCUCAGUUCUGGGAUCCAUUUGGAGAAAACAUGGAAAAGGCUAGAAAGCCUCUAGAGGAAAAUGAUACUGUUUAGGAAGCCUGCUUCCUUCCAAUAUUUAUCAAUAAAGCCAUGGCUUUGCCCAGCCUGGGAGGAAAACAGACCCUGUCAUCGCUGUCUGUUCUCUAGCCACAAAUCUGAGCUCUUCCCUUGCAAGGAGCAAAGGUAGCGUAUAGACAAGAGAAUAGAUAGCUCAGAGAGUUUUAGAAGGCUCUGGGUGCCUCUCAGGGCCGGGGCUAGUAAAGGGCUUUGAGUCCAUGUCAAAGGGAACCAGGGAGGUUUGCCUGGAGAAGCUAAGAAUUUGGAGGGCUGUCACAUUUAAAAAAAAAAAAGAUUGAAGCUUGUUCUCUGUUCCCCAAAGGCAUGAUAAGAAGCAGCGGCUGGACAAUAUAGACUUGAUGUCAGAGAAAAUCUAACAAGUAGCGUUGUCCCAAAGUAGAAUAAGCUGCCUCUAGAGGCGGUGGGUUCCACCUCCUUGGAGAUCUUCAGGCGGAGGUUGGGGGGCCCUUAUUGGCUAUAUUACAGUAGAGAUGCCUUUUCACAUAUCGGUUGUAUUAAAUGGCCACCGAGGUCCUUUCCAUCGAUGAGCUUCUGUUCAGUCAUUGCUUCUGCAGUUCUUCCCACACAGUUCUUCAGAGAGCUUGGCUCUUCAACAAGUACUGGCUACGGAUGAUCAGAGGAGGAAUCCCAAGAACCAGGGAGAAAGGACUUUCCUUAAGAGGCAGGAAGAGGAACGACUGAGAUGGACUCAAGAGCCAAGCACCAUGUUGUGCUUGAACCAUGAUGAUGGUACCAGGCCAUAUCCUGACACCCUCCCUGAAGGACCUGCAGGGCUGGAGAGGGCUAGAUAGAGAGAACGAUGAAAGGAGGAGGAAAUCGGAAUCAUUCAGGGGAGGCUUGAGAGAAGAGAGCAAGAACUAAGCACCAAGCUGUAGUGGGAAGAUCAGUCACUCCAUCAAUGGACAAGCAUUUAUGAAGCAUCUCUAUGGACCAGGCCCACGAGAGAGGGUUUAAUCCUGAAUGUCUGCCCAGCCCAGCCUGGGAGGAAAGCAGGCCCUACCGUUGCUGUCUGUUCUCCAGCUAUAAAUAGGAGCUCUUCCCGGCCCAGGAACAAAGUCCCUGUGUAGACAAGAGAAUAACUCGGAUGGUUUUAGAAGAGUCUGUGGCUCUCAGGGCUAGGACUAAGCAUGGAGAGAACAAGGAGAGAGUAACCCACAGGCUCGUUCAACUUCAAAUAGUUCGGGCAAAGAAAAGGCCAAACAGGAAAUAUAGGGAACGGGGCAGCCCAGGGAGCUGGAUACAUGGACUCCAUGCUUUGCUCCUAAAGCAACUUCCCUGAGCACAGACUGAAUAAAAGCCAAGUUAGUGGACUUCUGGACAGAGGCCGAAGUCUGUGCAGGAAGGUCCCUGGACCCUUCCUCGUUUUGUGCACUCUUCUCACCAUCUUGUCUUUCACCUCCCAUGUACACUUUGGUGACCUUCAUUUCUCUUUGUAAUUUUGUGUGAAAUAAAGGCAAGCUGGCCAUUGUGGCCCCUCAGGAACUGGGAAAA
This is a messenger RNA of Monodelphis domestica (gray short-tailed opossum), 6533 nucleotides long. NCBI's taxonomy places the organism in Eukaryota, Metazoa, Chordata, Mammalia, Didelphimorphia, Didelphidae. The record is from RefSeq and is a predicted model, not a curated record.